AUGGGGGAGCUGCGCGAGGUGGAGGGCAGCGUGCUGCGGCGGCUCCUGCGCCGCGAGCCGGACGGGCCGGGCCCCGGGCGCUGCCUGCUGCUGGACUGCCGGCCCUUCCUGGCCCACAGCGCCGGCUACAUCCGCGGCGCGCUCAACGUGCGCUGCAACAGCAUCGUGUGGCACCGCGCCAAGGGCGCCGUCAGCCUGGAGCAGAUCCUGCCGGCUGAGGCCGAGGUGCGCGCCCGCCUGCGCUCUGGCCUCUACUCCGCCGUGGUGGUGUACGACGAGCGCACUAGCCCUAAUACCACCUCCCCGAACAACAUUAGCUGUGCUGACAAAAGUACUCUUCGGUCGGAAUAAUUGGGUUUACA
Messenger RNA from Terrapene triunguis (Three-toed box turtle), 362 nucleotides. Its product is annotated as dual specificity protein phosphatase 4-like. The transcript has a single exon. Bases 1 to 351 code for a protein of 116 amino acids. Lineage: Eukaryota; Metazoa; Chordata; Testudines; Emydidae. The record is from RefSeq and is a predicted model, not a curated record.